AAGAGGUGCGUUCCGAAGCAAAGAGAGCCGGCCCCUGGUCGCCCAGGCAUGGACCGCAGCGCAGAGUUCGGCCGAUGGAAGGCGCAGAGCCUGAGCAAGGCGGACCUCAGCCGGAAAGGCAGCGUGGACGAGGAUGCGGUGCAGGUUGUGGAGCUCCUGAAUUCGCGUGAGGAGUUUUUCACCACCAGCUCCUGCGCAGGCCGCAUCCUCCUCCUGGACGGGAGCAUAAACGGUUCUGGGGUUCAGAAGCAGCACUGUUCCUGGCUACUGGUCACACAUAAACCUUGUGUGAAAGAUGAUGUGAUGGCAGCUCUGAAGGGCACGGCCAGCGAUGCUGUUCUGAAGUUUGAACCAUUCAUUCUCCAUGUGCAGUGCCGCACACUACAGGAUGCACAGACCCUGCAUUCGGUGGCAGUUGAUUCUGGCUUCAGGAACUCUGGCAUCACCGUGGGAAAGCGAGGGAAGACCAUGCUGGCUGUCCGGAGUACACAUGGACUUGAAGUUCCGUUAAGCCAUAAGGGAAAACUGAUGGUGACAGAGGAGUAUAUCGAGUUCCUGUUAACUAUAGCAAAUAAGAAAAUGGAGGAAAACAAGAAAAGAAUUGGGAGGUUUUAUAACUGCCUACAACAUGCUAUGGAAAGAGAAACUAUUUCAAACUCGCAUUCCAAGAUCAAAGAGAAGAAAAACCCAUGUUGUACGCGUAAGAAAGGGAAUCAGGGAAAAGCACACAACCUGCCUGUUACCAAAGACAAUGAAAAGGAACUUGAAGGUGGCGAUGGCCUUGAACUCAGGCUCUUCUUGGGAGAUGACUGAGGCCUGGCACAGUUCCGUCCCUGGCACACCCUGUGAGGCUGCUCUUCAUAAGAGCGUCAACCUUGCAGGAGGCAAGAGCCAGCUUCCCUCUGUUUUUGAGAGACUUAAGUGUAAACAGCCUUUCAAGGUG
Molecule: messenger RNA, 943 nt
Organism: Psammomys obesus (fat sand rat)
Lineage: Eukaryota; Metazoa; Chordata; Mammalia; Rodentia; Muridae
Gene: Tyw3
Product: tRNA-yW synthesizing protein 3 homolog
Exons: 6
Coding region: 49-813 (254 amino acids)
Biological process (GO): tRNA methylation
Cellular component (GO): cytoplasm
Molecular function (GO): tRNA methyltransferase activity
Source: RefSeq, a predicted model, not a curated record